AUGUCUGUCCCUGAGAAGUUCACUGGAUUCCAGGUCCACGGAGCGGAGACCUGGCUUGAGUUCCACAAGAACCAGUUCCAGCCUAAGCCGUUCGGUGACUACGAUGUCGACAUCAAGAUCGAGUGCUGCGGUGUUUGCGCCAGCGAUCUUCACACCAUCAGCGGCGGUUGGGGCGAGCAGCACUACCCCCUGGCUGUUGGACACGAGAUCGUUGGGACAGCUAUCCGGGUCGGGCCUAAGGUGACGCUGGUCAAGCCGGGCCAGCGUGUGGGCGUCGGCGCGCAGAGCUAUUCGUGCCUGGACUGCCGCCAGUGCAAGAACGACAACGAGACAUACUGCAGGAAACAGCUCGACACAUACGGUGCCGUUUGGCCGGAUACGGGCAUCGUCUCACAGGGUGGCUACUCGUCACAUGUGCGGACACACGAGCACUGGGUCUUUCCCAUCCCCGACGCCCUCCCCAGCACCGCCGCGGCACCGAUGCUCUGCGCCGGGCUGACGGCCUACUCGCCCCUCGUGAGGAACGGCUGCGGGCCGGGCAAGAAGGUGGGCAUCGUGGGCCUGGGCGGUAUCGGGCACCUGGGGGUGCUGUUCGCCAAGGCUCUCGGGGCGGAGGUGUGGGUGAUCAGCCGGUCGCACGCCAAGGAGGAGGACGCGCGCAAGCUGGGCGCCGACGGGUUCCUGGCCACGUCGGACAAGGGCUGGAACGAGCCGCACGUCAUGACCUUCGACCUGAUCGUCAACACGGCCAACAGCUUCGACGGCUUCGACCUCGACGCCUACCUCAGCCUGCUCGACGUGCACGCCAAGUGGGUCAGCGUCGGCCUGCCCGAGGGCGACGGCAUCCAGGUGCGCAACCAGACCUUCCUCGCCAACGGCUGCUUCUUUGGCAGCUCCCAUCUCGGAAGCCGCAGGGAGACCCUCGAGAUGCUGCAGCUGGCCGCCGACAAGGGGAUUCACACGUGGGUCGAGGAGGUACCGAUCAACGAGAAGAACCUGGCGAAUGUCAUGACCAGGCUGCACAAGAACGACAUCCGCUACCGGUUCUGCCUGACCAACUAUGAUGAGCAGUUCGGCGCAUGA
Messenger RNA from Chaetomium strumarium, 1083 nucleotides. Its product is annotated as chaperonin 10-like protein. Bases 1 to 1083 code for a protein of 360 amino acids. Gene Ontology annotation, biological process: alcohol metabolic process. Lineage: Eukaryota; Fungi; Ascomycota; Sordariomycetes; Sordariales; Chaetomiaceae. Gene Ontology annotation, molecular function: alcohol dehydrogenase (NADP+) activity; zinc ion binding. The record is from RefSeq and is a predicted model, not a curated record. The transcript has 3 exons.